AUGCCUAGGGUCUUACCAUGGCAGCGGUCCGGAACUGAGACUACAGUCAAGAAAGAAGCCACCCCAAGAAAGCGCGUCAAGACGGAGUCUGAGCUUGGCCGCGAUCUCACUCCCAGGAACCCCCCGAGCUCACCGUCAAAGCGCGAUUUCUUUCGAUCUUCUCAGUCCCCGCCAUCCUCUCCCGUCAAACAAUGUCCCCCCGAAGAGUUUUUAAUACCGGGUUUUGACCGGGAUGAUAUGUGGGUUAUGGUUGAGGACGAGUUCUAUGCUGUCGCGCAGACAUACACGCAACACCUUCACUAUGCGGAGUAUAGGAGACGAAGGAAGGAAGUGAAAGAAAGACACUCUACACUUGCAGCAGAAACCGAGCGACCCACGGACGAACGCACCCCUCUCCCGAGAGACGUUGAAAGGCGGAAAGAGAGUGAGGCCUUCAGGGAGAGACAAAAGGUCGGGCUUGCACAGGUUGCAAACGAGCCUCCGAACAAAGACGGCGACGACGGCGACGACGGCGACGAUGACCAACUAUGGGCCGGCACACACCUGCAAGAUUUCAUGUCGAGUCCACGGAAAUCGCGCUCCCUGUUCGGUCUUCAAUCGAGGAAGUCGUCUACUCGAGCUGCAGCGGGAUUUGGACAGGUGCCUGUGGCAGCGUCGACUCGGGCUAGAGUGAACAGCACUGGCAGCUUUACUUCGGCAAGCAGACGCCCAGCCAUUGAGGCGAUCGAGAUAGACGAGGAGACUGCAUCAGACUCGGACGAUGAUUUGGACCUUGAAGCUCACCAGGUGAUGGCCCCUCCACCGAGGAGAUCACAAUCAGCAGUGCAACACAAAAGCACACCUCGACCUCAUGAUCAAUCGCAUCUACGGAAUACGCCUACGCCAGAUGUGAAACCCACACCACUCAUUGCACGGCCCAUUUCGACACCUGGUUUCAAGUCAAGGAUGCAAUCGCUUUUUGAUGAUUUAGAUGAUCUACCAGAGCCAUCUGAAAUCGAAAAUAACACUACCUUUAACGCCAACCAAGUCUCCGUGAAACAGCAGCCUGACACAGCCGAACAUAACAAUUUAGACCCAAAAAAGCACCGGCACAAUGAAGUGCCCACAUUCUUGGUGUGA
Penicillium brevicompactum is the source of this 1119-nucleotide messenger RNA. RefSeq lists its product as uncharacterized. The coding region runs from base 1 to 1119 and encodes 372 amino acids. NCBI's taxonomy places the organism in Eukaryota, Fungi, Ascomycota, Eurotiomycetes, Eurotiales, Aspergillaceae. The transcript is spliced from 3 exons. The record is from RefSeq and is a predicted model, not a curated record.